UCAAUGAAAUGCCUAUAUUCUACAAGAAACUUAGAACUUCUAACAUUUAUAAAGAAGAAACUAGUUUAAGCUCAGGCCCUUCUAAGAGCUUAUUAAAACAAACUAAAGCUCAAGUUUUAAAUAGCCAAGAACCAAAAGCUUUAUCAACACAAAAAACACAAGAAGCAUAUAUAGUAAUAGACUUAAAAAUUAGCAAAGCACUAAACAAAGAAAAUACUGAUCUUGUAAAAAAUAAUAACGCUUUGUUUACAUCUGCUAACAACAUAUACACAGAACCUCAGAUUAAAACUAAGACAGCUGAAAAAGAACCAACUGAAGAUACUUCAAAGAAACUAAAUAAUUCUUUAAUAGAAAAUCAUAUCAUAGAUACCAAUAUAAUAGUAAAUCUGCUAAUCAUUCUCUAUAAUGACUCCAAGGCUGCUAAAUCCUCUUUCAUCAGCAAUAAUAACAAUGAAUUCCAAUUGGUGGUGUCAAAGAAAAAACACAAGGAAUUCUGGUCUUAA
Messenger RNA from Cetraspora pellucida, 503 nucleotides. The record is from the annotation of a GenBank genome assembly. Lineage: Eukaryota; Fungi; Glomeromycota; Glomeromycetes; Diversisporales; Gigasporaceae.